CUUAAAAUUUACUCAACGGAUGAAGCGUUGAAGUCAUCGUCACACGAACACGCCAACUUGCACAUUCAAGGACAUCCAUUAGGAGAGUGGUACAGGACGAAGACAGCACCCAUCACGCCAGCAACUUCUGGCCUUGCUAACAAUUCGGCAGUCGGUAUGCUAAGACAUUCCUCAUUGCAAUAUGUGGAUAACACAUCGAAUGCUGGGGAAUAUGAGUGGGUCCAUAGAAACCAGACGGCAAUGGAAUGCUCCGAAAACUGGGCGGAAUACUAUGGGUCAACCGAGAGGACAGCUGAUUCGAGACAUUCGUACGAUUUCAAAGUCCUGUUUCAAGAGUGCGAAAAUAUAAUCAAUCUCGGGUUGGUAGCGAGCAAUAACCACUAUCUGCAGCAAAAGAAGGAGCAUGGUCCUGAAGCAGCUAUAUCUGGCCGGGUUGAUCUUUCGGUCGAGCUGGACAAACUGAAGAUUAACUCACAUGAAUUUCCUCAAGGCAAUUCUUUCCAGCGGCAUCCAUCCUUUCCUGUACCUGUCCUUCAAUCUAAUGAUUCGGUUUGGGCGCUCAAGAAUUCGUUAUUGCACAAUGUGGAAAAUACACCGAAGGCUGAGGGAUUUGACUGGGCCCAGAGUAACCUGGCGGAAAUGGAUGGCCCGGAAAACUGGGUGAACAGCGAUUUGAUAUGCAAUGGGAGAACCGUUUCCAGUAAUCCCUACAAUUUUAAUGAACUGACUCAAGAGUGCCAAAAUCUAAAUAGCGGAAAUGGCUCUUCGGAUAAUGUAAAUGUCAAUGAACUUUCCAGCUAUUUUGACGACAUUGUCCAUAUUCCCAAGAAUAUGACAGAAUGGGCUGAUCGAAUGUACACUUGAAUGUAUUCCGGAGGAUUGAUUGUGUCGUAUGUCUUAGAAUAAGCGGGCAUGGGAAUGUGCAUUUUUAAACUAAAAUUUGUUAAGAACUUGAUGAGGGGGGUGGUGGGGGUCGGUUAAAAUAUAUAUUUCUGUCAUUUGC
Molecule: messenger RNA, 1003 nt
Organism: Drosophila persimilis
Lineage: Eukaryota; Metazoa; Arthropoda; Insecta; Diptera; Drosophilidae
Exons: 1
Coding region: 157-864 (235 amino acids)
Source: RefSeq, a predicted model, not a curated record